Messenger RNA from Camelina sativa (false flax), 1388 nucleotides. RefSeq names its product nuclear speckle RNA-binding protein A. Lineage: Eukaryota; Viridiplantae; Streptophyta; Magnoliopsida; Brassicales; Brassicaceae. The record is from RefSeq and is a predicted model, not a curated record. Gene Ontology annotation, molecular function: RNA binding.
AGAAAUUUCGAAAUCAAUCGUGAUUACACACAAAGAAGAAACUGGAAUCAAAGAGGGAUUCGAGAAAUUUUUGAUUUCGUGAGAGAGCUUUGGAGCAGAAGAAGAAGAAGAAGAAGAAGGAGGGAAGCUAGGGUUUUCUUCAAUCAAAUCCAGAUAGAAUCGAUUCUAUUCAUCGAAAUUAGGGUUCCCUUAUUAAAUUAUCCAUUUAGUAAAGCUUCGAUUUCCAUGGCGGAUGGGUACUGGAACCAGCAGAGACAACAACAGCAACAGCAUCAGCAUCCUCCAAGUGGUCCUCCUAAACGUCCCCGUUCCGAUUUCGAAGCUCCACCAUCUAUAAUGACUUCAGGGCAUGAGAUGCACGGUGGUAGUGGUGGUGGUGGUUAUUAUCCGCGGGAUGAGGAUCUUGAUGUUCCCGAUACUAGAACUAUUGGUUCAGCUUAUGAUCGAUACCUCCAAAGCGUGCAAACUCCUUCUAUGCAAUCAGGAGAAGCUGGUUCUGUUUCCAUGGGAAGAGGAGGAGGAGGUAACGGUCAAACCAUUGAUGAUUUUAUGAUGAGACGUGGUGGAGUUCUUCCUCUAGACCAUGGUCUAAAUGGCCAUGCUAUGGGUUUUGAUCCACCAGAAUCUGUUGGUAGGCGUAACCGAGAACGACCUUUACCUCCAGAUGCAUCCAACACUUUAUAUGUUGAAGGACUUCCUCCUAAUUGCUCAAGGAGGGAAGUAGCUCAUAUAUUUCGACCUUUUUUAGGAUAUAGAGAAGUGAGACUUGUGACCAAAGACUCCAAACAUCGCAAUGGAGAUCCUAUUGUUCUUUGUUUUGUUGAUUUUACAAGCCCUGCUUGUGCAGCGACUGCUCUGAGCACCUUACAAGGUUAUCGAAUGGACGAAAACGAGCCUGAUUCCAAGUUCCUACGGCUCCAGUUCUCAAGAAAACCAGGUUCAAGACCAGGACAACGAGGAAGAAGGUGAUGGAUGACUCAGGGACAUUGUGGUUCCUCAACCAAAUGGUAGUUUAUUGUAUCUUGUCUAGCGGAAAGAUCAUCCAUCCGUAGAAAUCUCAAUUAAACCGCACAUUACAUCACUUGUUGUAUCGUUGAAGCAAACCUGAGUCAAGACUCGAGAGAAACAAAGAUGCGCGGAGAUUGUAGAAUAUGAGGUAAUAAUAGAACCUUAAAAAGGCUCUUAUAACAUAUAUAUAUGUAUACUUUUUGUUCCCUUCUUAGCUCAUGAGUCCUGUUAUUAAGUUGUGUUGUUAAUUUCAUAUGCUCAUUACUAAAAAGAUUGGCUUUACAUAUGAAUUGAUUCUUGUUUAUUUUCUUCUGAUGGAAUUUUUUAUAUGAAGAUGAUUAUCUCUGGCUAAUAUCAAUAAAAACAUUACAUUUGCUCUA